This is a messenger RNA of Calidris pugnax (ruff), 3621 nucleotides long. It is a transcript of the gene LDLRAD3, whose product is annotated as low density lipoprotein receptor class A domain containing 3. Bases 54 to 1010 code for a protein of 318 amino acids. Gene Ontology annotation, cellular component: plasma membrane. The record is from RefSeq and is a predicted model, not a curated record. Lineage: Eukaryota; Metazoa; Chordata; Aves; Charadriiformes; Scolopacidae. The transcript has 5 exons. Gene Ontology annotation, biological process: receptor-mediated endocytosis. Gene Ontology annotation, molecular function: protein binding.
AGCUGUUGCCUGGGAAUAACUUCACAAACGAAUGCAACAUUCCUGGAAACUUCAUGUGCAGCAACGGGCGGUGCAUCCCGGGGGCCUGGCAGUGUGAUGGGCUGCCCGACUGCUUUGAUGACAGUGAUGAGAAGGAAUGCCCGAAAGCCAAGUCCAAAUGUGGUGCCACGUUCUUCCCCUGCGCCAGUGGGAUCCACUGCAUCAUCGGCCGCUUCCGCUGCAACGGCUUCGAGGACUGUCCCGAUGGCAGCGACGAGGAAAACUGCACAGCAAAUCCCUUGCUUUGCUCUACUGCCCGAUUCCACUGUAAAAAUGGUCUUUGCAUUGACAAAAGCUUUGUGUGCGACAGUCAAAAUAACUGUCAAGACAACAGCGAUGAAGAAAGCUGCGAAAGCCCUCAAGAGGCAGGCAGUGGCCAAGAUUACGUGACUUCAGAAAACCAGCUGCUGUACUACCCCAGUAUUACCUAUGCCAUCAUCGGCAGCUCCGUCAUUUUCGUCCUGGUGGUGGCCUUUCUUGCCUUGGUCCUGCACCACCAACGGAAGCGCAACAAUCUGAUGACCCUGCCGGUGCAUCGGCUGCAGCACCCUGUCCUGCUGUCCCGCCUGGUGGUCCUCGAUCACCCGCACCACUGCAGCGUCACCUACAACGUCAACAAUGGCAUCCAGUACAUGUCCAACCAGGCCUUCCACAGACCGGUGGACCUGGACUCUCCGCCAUCCUAUUCCGAGGCUGUGCUCGACCAAAGCAGACCGCCUUGGUUCGACCUUCCUCCUCCUCCUUACUGCUCCGAAUCUGACUCCCCGAAUCAGCCAGAUCUCCCUCCUUACCGGUCUCGGACAGGGAGCCUGGUGAGCACGGACGCCCCCGCGGCAGGGAGCCCCCUGGGCACGGCCAGCAGUUGGGCAAGAGAUGUCCAUGGCAGCAUGGAUGGGCACAGAACUCUUCUGGAGAGGACAGCAGAUCCGAGCGAUGCGCUGGUUCACCACGUUGCUGACAGAGAAGUGUAACUGCUCCAGUGUUUGGGAUGGGCAGGAAGGCACCUAGUUUUUCAAGUCUGUGUGGGUUAAUCCGCUGUGGCUAAUCCGUUCCAGGGGCACACGUGCCUGAAUGACGACUUGAUUUGAAUCCACACCAAGUUAAUUGAAUUCCGCAUUGUGGGCUCAUCAGAGACAGAGCUGUGAGAGCUACAUCAGCUCUCCACAAUAUUUCUGUGAGCAAGUUCCAGUUCAGACUUGUAAGAGAAACAUCAGUGCUGUGUCAAAGAACUGAUGCGAUGUAUUUCUUGGACUGUAUAUGAAUGUAUAUAUGUGCAUGUGUAAUAUAUACAGAUGUUGCACAGAAAAACUGUGCCAGAAGGACUCUCGUUUUCAGGCUGCCCCCCGUCCUGUCAACAUGUGAGCUAUUUCUUCUUGCUGCCUGGUGCCAAGUGCCAACUGGUGGUCACUGAAGCACAUGAGAGGCAGUCUUUCUGCCUGGAGCUCUGGUGUCCCAACGCUGGCCCAGCGGUAGCGGUCAAAUUGCAGAAAAUGUUCAGCUUGACCCUUUUCUUCAUGGCCUGGAGCAUUCUCACUGUGAAUGUAAUUUUCAAAGUUUAAGCUUCUGAAGAUGCAACGACUCUCUAACUGAGCAAAUGAGAUUUUUUUUCCCAAUUGCUAAUAUCUAGGCCAAAUUUGCAUGGGUUUUUCUCAGGAACACCACAGAAGUUGGCUUACCUGUCAAACUUCAAGGCUGAGUACAGAGGCACAGAAGCUUCUCGACAAACCAGCACAAGACUUCUUUUCAAGCAUGGCAACUCAGCGUUUCUCCAUGUGCUCCUUCUUGAAAAAACAACAAACACACAACCAAACAACAGAACAAAAAACACCCAACCAAAAAAAAACCCCAGCCAAAUCUUGAACACCAAAACCAGCCCGAGGCAAACACCCGUCGCAGAAAGCUUUAGUGUGAGUGACUAGUUUGUUACAUUUGUAAAAUAACUGAAAGCAGGUCACGUAGUCAAAGGUGUUGGGCUCGUCAGCCCUGUUUACAGUGUGUAUACGUACAUGCGUGGACACACGUUUAGUACCACGUGUAUGUAUGUGAGCAGUGUCUCCUGUGGGUUUAGUUCUGCUGCACCAGUAGAGCUCUGAAAUGUCAAAGUUUCACUGAUGAUAUUCUCAUUGUUUUUUACAGAGUUUGCCAUUAUUCAUGUUUGUUUAGUUGAAAUUCUAGCUUGUGCAGAAAAAACCAGAAUUAUUUAUGUCUGUUUUGUCCUAACUCUUGGGAUGGUCUCCCGUGAAGGGCGUUUCAGGGCACAGUGUUGAAUCACCCACCUGAAAGCAUCUGGGACGUGAAGGCAUUCCGAGCAGCGAGAGGCAAGGUUAGCUCUGAAUUUAAAUGCCAGUGCAGCGCUUGUGCUCAGCGUACAAAAAGCAAUGCGGUGUCUUCCCCUUGUCCUGAGGGAAACUGGCCUUGAAAAAUUGUUUAUAUUUGUCUAUCAGACAGGUUUCCCACUCCUCCUUCCACGUAAUGGACCAGUGUCAUUAAUCAGACUUUGCUGUUGAAUGGAAGUGAAGGAAGCUGACUUGCCCACACCUGCCUUCUUCCCCCCAUCUUUCAAAGGUAGCUUCUUAUGCCCAAAGACUGCAUGCUCAGGACCCAAGAAUUUUUGAGCUUGAGCGUAGGCAGGGGAAUGACUUGAGUUCUGUCUCAGUUCCCACACAUACACCUGAAUUUUUUGGGAGCAUUUUUUUUCACUUCCAGCUCUGGAGUCCACUGCCAUGGUAUGUGAGAGGCGGGGGCCAGGGGGAUUUACAAGCACAGGUCAUUCCAGGGCUGAGAUGACCCAGCGGGGAGCACUGGGGAAUUCUGAGGCUGAUGGGCCUGGCUGGCUUUGGGAGCAGUGACUGACAGCCUUCCCUUCCUGAAGUGCCUUGGUGAAGGUGAUCCCAGGUCCUUGUAAAACAGUGUACAGAUCAGUGCGCUGCUCUGUUGGGUCAGAUUGGGUCAGAUUUCAUCCUUUCUGGCAGCUCAAGCAAUGAAAUUAUGCUGUCCUUCACAAGGAGGGACUUGGUUAAUUAAAGACUCCUUCUGACUUGACAGGCAGACAGACUGCUGUCAUUGUCACAUAGCAGACAGUUAUUCUCUGUUUUACAGGCAGGUUAAACUCAGGUCUGUGGCUGAGUUAGCAGUGAAGGUGGGUGCAGGGAUGUCCCCUCUGGGCACCUGCUGACCCUCUUGCCUUUGGUUCUGCCAGGCCUCUGUAAGAGCGCUGCGUCACACUGUACCAGAACCAGCCUUAACGUUUUUCUAUUGCAGUUUUUAAAACAUUAUAUCGGACUUUAAAGCAUAUUAUUAAAGAGUUUGCAGUAGUUUCAUUAGAAUUAGACAUCUUUUCAAUUUUAAAGUUGCCUAAGACUGUGUUAGUCAAACUAAAUCGUUGUGCCCGGUGUAACUUAGGCCGCACAUAUCCCUCACGCAGAGGGGACUGUGUUUCAACACGUGUGUUCUAAGACACCAGGGUGUGUGCAAACCAAAUAUUGUUUGCCUGUGGCAUCUGAAAAACAUUGCAUUGCAAUGCCUUGCAUUGGUAAGAAGCAGGAAAAAAUUGGAUGUAGCCUGCUUCUUCUGCCUUCUGUG